This is a messenger RNA of Drosophila ficusphila, 5141 nucleotides long. RefSeq lists its product as uncharacterized. NCBI's taxonomy places the organism in Eukaryota, Metazoa, Arthropoda, Insecta, Diptera, Drosophilidae. The transcript has 13 exons. The coding region runs from base 553 to 2832 and encodes 759 amino acids. The record is from RefSeq and is a predicted model, not a curated record.
GGAGCUCGUUACAAGGAGUCGCGUCCCAGCCGCACCGCAGCAGUCCGUCGCCGUGGCCGCAGUCUCAUUCCAGCGCUCGUGGCAAGAACAACGAUUUGGGGCAAGACAACGCGACCGCGAAUCGCCCAGUGAAGUGAGUGGCAGCCAGCCGCCAGCCGCCAGCCAAUCGCCUCGAGCUCCAGCGCGCGGCGCGAGUGCAGAUUUCGAAUUGGAUUAAGUGGAGUCGCGCUGCAAGAUGCGGCAGCCGUGCCCCGCCGGUCGCCCCCAGCGUGCGGCAAGUGUGUGAAAUGUGCUACCUGAGAAAAUGCCCACGGAGUGCUCAAACAUAUCGAAACAAAUCGAAACAGGGGAUUCAGAUCGCUAGUGCCCCAGUGAACCUCGCGCCCAGAUCGCCACUCGAUUUUCUCUCAGUGCUCUAGUGUUGCGAUUUGCUUUUUUUUGCAACGCCCCUUGACAAACUACGGAAUACAAUCAAUACUAAUCUUAAGGCAACUACAAUCUACUCAAAACACUUAGAAUUUAGAGAUCUCACUGCCACCUAGAACCACCGCUAUGCAGCACACGUCGCCCAGUGGAGCGAUUCCCAGCCUCAUCAGCAUGUUCUCCCGCCAGUGCCUUCCCCACCCCGCCCGCUCACCACCCACAAAGGCCGCCCAGCGCGGUCCGAAGACCUCCCCCCACCCCCGAUGGAGGUUCGGCCUUUGGACGCUGCUGAUCGCCAGCGGCUGCCUGAUGCUCAACGCGCCGCCAACGACCGCUUUUGAAAUCGCCACGUGCAACGUGCCCCUCGGCAUGGAGUCGUUGGUCAUCACAGAUGCUCAAAUCACAGCGAGUUCGGCCCAUGACAUGGGCUUCGUUGGGCCCCAACACGCAAGACUGAAAACCGAUAAUAACGGCGGAGCCUGGUGCCCCAAGCACAUGGUGUCCAACGCCCUCAAGGAGUUCCUGCAGGUCGACCUCCUCCAGACGCACGUGAUCACGGCCAUCCGGACCCAGGGCCGCUUCGGCAAGGGCCAGGGCCAGGAGUACACCGAGGCCUACGUGCUCGAGUACUGGCGCCCCGGCUUCGACAAGUGGCAGCGCUGGAAGAACAUCCAGGGCAAGGAGAUCCUGCCCGGCAACAUCAACACGUACAGCGAGGUGGAGAACGCCCUGCAGCCGAUCAUCUUCGCCUCCAAGAUCCGCAUCUACCCGUACGGCCAGUACGACCGCACCGUCUGUCUGCGCGCCGAGAUCGUCGGCUGUCCCUGGGAAGAGGGCAUCGUGUCGUACAGCAUUCCGAAGGGGGUGCAGCGCGGAAUGGAAGUGGAUCUCUCGGACAAAACCUACGACGGCAACGAGCAGGGAGAUCGGUUUGUGGACGGCCUCGGCCAAUUGGUGGACGGGCAGAAGGGCAAGGACAAUUUCCGCACCGACAUCCAUGGAUUCGGAAAAGGUUAUGAAUGGAUUGGCUGGCGUAACGAUACGCCCGGUCUGCUGGGAAAGCCGGUGGAAAUUGUCUUUGAGUUCGAUUCGGUUCGCAAUUUCAGUGCCAUCGUGCUGCACACGAACAAUAUGUUCACCAAGGAUGUCCAGGUGUUCGUGCACGCCAAGGUGUUCUUCAGCAUCGGCGGUCGCUACUUCUCGGGGGAGCCCGUGCAGUUCUCCUAUAUGCCCGACACCAUAAUGGAUCAUGCCCGGGAUGUGACCAUCAAGCUGCACCACCGGGUGGGCAAGUACUUGAAAAUCAAUUUGUACUUUGCCGUCAAAUGGAUUAUGCUGUCGGAGAUCAGCUUUAUAUCCGUGCCCGCUCAGGGAAACUUCACCGACGAGCAGGAGCAGCGCAGCAACUUGGCGAACCUGCCACGGGACUCCCACGACGACUCCAAGAACUACGAGUACCAGCCCAACAAGAACAAGCCCAACGGAGUGGGCGGCUCCGCCGAAGGCCUCGGAGAGGGCGUGGCCACGGCGGGAGGCGAGUCCGGCGGCAACAGCAAGUACAACAACGGGCCGCAGUUAAUUGCGCCACGGCCCAUCGAUCAGGAGCCGAACGACGCCAACUUCAUCGGGGUGGUCAUCGUGGUGCUGACGACCAUCAUAAUCCUGCUGGUGGCCAUCAUCCUGUUCAUCGUCUCGCGGACCAAGCGGGCCCGCGGCAGCAACGUCCUGGACGCGUUCCAGUACAGCUUCAACCCCAACACCCUCGGCGGGAACGUGGACAAGCACCGCCCGAACGGCAACAGCAUCAAGGCCAACGUGGACGACAACGACUCGAUUGGCAAGAACAGCCUCUACCACGAACCCUUCAACGUGAACAUGUACACGAGUGGCGUGAACGGCUACGCGGCGGUUAAUGAUUUACAGUGCAACAUGACGCCCGACUACACAGAUGUGCCGGAAGGAGGCUACGCCGUGCCCCACAUGCAGGACUACAUCCCCUCCUCCAAGAUGGCAGGGGGAGGGCCCGCCGGAGUGGGCUACGUGAACGUGCGCCGCACCCCGCCCCCGCCGCUGAGCAGCAUCUUCCCCCGCCCGCCCACCGUCCCGCCGCCGCCCAUGGAGAAGUACUACGCGACCACGGCCAUAUUCAAGCCGUUGAAGGGCCCGGGCUCGGAGCGCAGCGGCGGGAGCAGCAACACCAACACGGUGGCCAGCAGCCACUGCAGCACCGGCGGGCAGGACCACAGCGGCAUCUACGACGACGGCAUCGGCACGAUGAACUCCAAGGCCACCGCCCCCAUGAUCAACCCCUACGGCAGCGGGAACAGCUCCUCCUCCGCCGCCGCCGCCGCGGCGGAGUUCCAGCGGGCCCGGACCUACAACUUCCGCAGCUACCCCGACAACCUCUAGUUCGAAGCCUCGCUCCAGCUGGUGGCCGCGGCGGAGCCGAGGGCCGCGGAGGCGCCCUCUCGCCGUGGCGCGGCCGCCAGCACCACCAUGCCGAAGAAGCCGCACUCGCAUCCGCACUCUCAGCCGCAGUCGCAGUCGCAGUCGCAGCACCUGGGAAGGCACGGGGCCGGGCCGGGGAAGGGCAAGUACAGCCUGACCCUCCACAACGGCAAGCUCGCCCCGGUGAGCGUGCACCUGAAGUCCGCGGCAAGGACGGCGGCCGCCGACGGCGACUCCUUGGGGCACCUCGGCAGGCCGGCGGGCGACGGCAGAGGCGGAGGCGGAAGCGGAAGCGGAAGCGGAGGUGGAGGCGGAGGCGCAGGCGACAACGGACGGGGGGGGCGAGGGGACGAACGGUGCCUCGAGGGCACUGAACAACAGGCUGUGGUACCAUUGAUGAAAACCCAAAAUUGAAUGGAUUUGAGCGAGAUAAUCUACAAAUGCAACACAACUAGAACGCUACUCCGAAGUCAGGUUCAGCAAUCUGAAUCCCACGCUAAAAGGGCAGAGCGGUCAGAGGUCGGAGUUGGAACUAUUAAACCCACUGAGCAAGCAGAAACGAAGCAAAUCGAAUCGAAAUCGAACACGAACACGAAAACAAGUCGCCUACCAAUCAUUUAUAUAGUAGAGUCGAGCAUAUGCCAAGAACGUAGAAAGCGAAACCUGUUUAAAACACCCUGUAAAUAUACGAGUUAGGAUCUGGUAGUGAAAGCCUGCAAAUGAUAUGAUAAUUAUUUCGGAGAGGGAGCGCCACAGGAGCGCCACCAUCGGACGCACCGAGGAGCAAGGAUAUACACGAAUAAAGAAAAUAUUAAGACGAAUUUAAGGUCUAGCAUUUAGCGACACAAUUUGUUUAUAAAACGAAGCGGGAGAUAAUAUAUUACAUAGCUUAUAAAACGUUCAACUGAUUUGUAGUACUUUUUCGAGAGGAGCACUGGAAAUCUGCUACUAACUGUACAUGCCUGUGAAUCUUAUCCUGACUAACCUGAACUAUCGAACUAUCUGAACUAUCCCUGUAAGCGCCUGUACCCACACUACCUAAGCCCCACUGUACAUUUUCUGUGUAUAAACUAGAGACGUAGAUGGUUUGCUGUAGAUGGAACGCCACGUUAAGCAAAAGGAUUUACUUAGGUAAAUUGUCGAUCGAGGUGAGAUGAUGAUAAAUUGAAACGGAAUUUAACGGACCAAGAGAGCGUGCAGAGCGACUUCGCCUAAACCAAGAAAAUGGAGUUUUCAUCAAUGAUUUGUGAUUUAAUAUUCAACUAUUUAUAGACCCGCAGAUGCGAGCAUUCAGUUCUCAAUUCUAACCCUAAUUUACCGAAACAUACUACCCGUAAAUGACUCUGACUAUAAAUGAAAGCUCUAUGAAUAUAAAAACAAAUCGUAUUUAUAAUUAAUAUUAAUGGAUAAUCAUGUAUAUGUUCCUUUUUAGUUUAAUGCGCAUUGAUAUCACCCGGUAAAUUAAUAAGAGUUAAAAGUAGUAGCUUCGUAGUAGUUUAAUAAAUCAGCAGCAAAGAUAAUUUUAAACAACCGAAUACAUAUGCAAACAAUAGGCGUGUUGGAAAUAGCGAUAAAAACAAACAGAGCCACACACUCGACAUCCACUAAUACACUUAAAAUUAGUUUAACUAGCGAAACGUUAAAAUAAACCAAAACAGGCACACGAUCCACACAAACAGAGUUUAAGAUGUUUGUGCAGGAAUUUUCAAAGGUUUUAGCGAGAAAAAAGUAAAUCAAGUUAAAGUAAAGCAAAGGUUACAACAAUAUUUAAAGUAUUUAAUAUAUAAGGCUUCGAGAUUUGUCUGUAUGUAUUCCAUAACCUUUCGCACGAAUUCUAAACUUUCCAACUUUCCAUUGCACCAAAGGAUUGCCUUAACUGGCCCACUGAUACACACUAUAACAGCAAGACACGAAAAACACUGCAAAAAACACUGUCCGCCACUGAAAAUUACUAUCGAGCAAAAACAAAUCACGAACCUACCUACAAGACUUGUGUAAAUUAUAAAAACCUAAAAGAAAGCUAAAUAAAACGAUUAGAGAUUAAGUUAAAAAACAUUUUGUAAAAAUUAACGAAAGCAAACUGUAAAAACUAAUAUACUAAUGUAAUGGUUAUCCGGUCUUUUGGAUCACGGCAAAUGUCAUUUAAUUGUUUAUUUGCGGUGCGCUUAGCGGUCGAUAUUCCGACUAGUUUAAUUUCUAAAUUAAUUGCAUUUAUUAUGUGUACAUUUUUCGAAGGCAAAUAUAUAGUAUUCAAUUAUUUAAACAGCGAA